AUCAUCAUCAUCAUCACCAUCAUCAUCAUCAUGUUGCAGAUUGUAGAAAGGAUUUGAGUGUGCAGCCAGAGAGAAAGGGAUUAGAGAGAGAGAGAGAGAGAGAGCGCUGGAAGUUAAAUUGUGCUGCAUAUUAAAAAAAAAAAAAUGGGCGGAUUGGUCUCUAGAUGAGAGCUUGGUACCACCUUCCUUUCUAAAAUAAAAUCUCUCUGGCAUGAAGUCACAGCCUAUUUCACAUCCGGUUUACCCCGGGACGUACUACUACUGUCUUGGUAAAGAGCAAAGCUUUUUGUUGUAGAGCUGCGAUCUGAAUCCCAGGGAAGGAAAAUUUGGGUGUUAAAAAUCGAAGAGCGAAGCAGCAGCAGUAGCAACAGCAGCAGCGGCGGCGGCGGCGGCGGCAGAGUCCAUGAUGGCUGAGAGCGACUGAAUGAGUGAGAAGAGCAGCGGAGUCUUAGCCGCUCUAAGGCGCCCUUUACCUUCCAGCAGCCCCGGCUUUCUUGGGCGAUUCUCUCGGGCAGACUUUCCCAGUGCAUCGGCGAGGCUGUGCCCAGAAGGUCUCUAGCCUCCAAAAUCUACCAUGAAGAUGACGCAUCUUUUCUAUGACAGCCUUUGGGCCUGGGCUCUCCUCAUGAGUACACUCAGUGGAAGAAGCUAUGGACAAACUUCCUUACAAGAUGAAAUUAAGGACAACACAACGAUAUUCACCCGAAUUCUGGACCGUCUGCUUGAUGGUUAUGAUAACCGCCUGAGACCAGGAUUGGGAGAGCGUGUAACUGAAGUGAAGACUGACAUCUUUGUCACCAGCUUUGGGCCUGUUUCAGACCAUGAUAUGGAAUAUACAAUAGAUGUAUUUUUCCGUCAGAGCUGGAAGGAUGAAAGACUGAAGUUCAAGGGACCCAUGACAGUCCUCCGACUUAAUAAUUUAAUGGCCAGCAAAAUAUGGACACCUGAUACUUUUUUCCACAAUGGAAAGAAAUCCGUAGCUCACAACAUGACGAUGCCUAACAAACUCUUGCGAAUUACAGAAGAUGGGACACUACUGUAUACAAUGAGACUCACAGUAAGAGCAGAAUGUCCAAUGCAUUUAGAAGACUUCCCCAUGGAUGCACAUGCUUGCCCUUUGAAAUUUGGAAGCUAUGCUUAUACAAAAUCAGAGGUAAGAUAUGAAUGGACACGGGAACCAGCACAGUCCGUUGUGGUUGCUGAUGAUGGCUCUCGGCUGAACCAGUAUGAUCUUAUGGGACUAAAUGUGGAUUCUGAUAUUGUGCAGUCAAGUACAGGAGAAUAUGUGGUGAUGACUACUCAUUUCCAUUUGAAAAGAAAGAUUGGUUACUUUGUCAUUCAAACAUACCUGCCAUGCAUUAUGACAGUGAUUUUGUCGCAAGUGUCUUUUUGGCUCAACAGAGAAUCUGUUCCAGCAAGAACUGUGUUUGGGGUGACAACUGUGCUCACCAUGACCACCUUGAGUAUAAGUGCACGGAAUUCCCUUCCAAAGGUGGCUUAUGCCACUGCUAUGGAUUGGUUCAUAGCCGUGUGCUAUGCAUUUGUCUUCUCAGCGCUGAUUGAAUUUGCAACAGUAAACUACUUCACCAAGAGAGGUUAUGCAUGGGAUGGAAAGAGCGUUGUUCCUGAAAAGCCAAAGAAAGUGAAGGAUCCUCUCAUUAUGAAAAACAACUCUUUCACAGCACCAGCAACAGCAACCAGCUUCACCCCUAAUAUUGCAAGGGACCCUGGACUAGCUACCAUUGCUAAAAGUGCAACAAUAGAACCAAAAGAUGCUAAGCCUGAAACAAAACCUCCAGAACCCAAGAAAACUUUUAACAGUGUCAGCAAAAUUGAUCGACUAUCAAGAAUAGCAUUUCCUUUGCUUUUUGGAAUUUUUAAUUUAGUGUAUUGGGCUACUUAUUUAAAUAGAGAACCCCAGCUUAAAGAUGAUGCCCCUCCUCACUAACUCCAUUAACCAUCUAGUUUAUUCAGUCUCUUUUUGCACUGGGGAUUGCCUUUUGGUUUUAAACACACAGUAAUUCCCAUUUGCUUCAUUGCCUCUGUCUUAAAGAAAUUGAGAUUCCUUAUUUUAUAAAGUAAAUGUUUAUAUAUAUAUAUAUAUAUAUAUAUAUAUAUAUAUAUAUAUAUAUAACUCUAGGGCUGUAACAAUGUGAUAUAGACGCCUGAUUCUGAACCGUGAUACUGAACAAGAGAGGGAAAUGUAAAGAAGUCUAAAACCACUUGUAGAUAGCCUAUUGCUGAAUGUCCCCAUAAGAGAUGCUGUACAUGUCAGAACAGAAAUAUUUUUAUGCAAAAUGAUAGAAGGUAAAACAGUCUUUAUAUAUGUUCACGUUGCACAUAUAGUAUUGUACUUUCCAUUUUUGGAGUGCUGCUUCUUUUGAAUUCUUUUAUAGGAUAUACAUCUUUCCAGAAAAUACAAUAUUUUUCCUAGAUUUCUUUUUGCCUAAACUCCUAGCCACCAGUUUUAAAGUAUAUUAUAUUAUUUACAUAAAGAAAUCUUACUAAUGGUACAGGUUAACCUGGAAUAGCACAUUUGAUUCAUGAUAAAGAAUGCUUUAAUAUGCUCUCUCACUGCAGUCUUAUUUUUAAGCAUCCAGUUGUCACUUGACUUGAAAAUAUUAAAUCUAUUGCACAUUAAGUGCAGAGCUCUAAGUCCUUUUAACCUGUUAGGUAAAAACAACACUUGGAUGAUUUACAGGGUUCUUUUUGUUAGUUUUCAUUUUGUUUUAGGAAGAAGAAAAAACAACAUUCUGCAAGCUGUAGAUGUGUUGAAUGUAUUAUUUUUUAAAACGGUACAUUAAAAGCUUUAGACUGAAAAAAAUGUCUAGCAGAAAGACAAAACCUAUUAUUUCAAUAAUAUGUAAAUAUACAGCAUGAGAUUGUACAUUUUUUUACUUUUUUAUGUUCUUAAAACUAUUGUGUAGGGUUCACCUCUCAAAGCUCUUAAUAUGUUAUAUUUAAAAAGGAAACAUAUUUUAGAGUCUGCAGUUAAAAAAAAGUCAGUGGCAUUUGAAAGGAAAGGAAAGGGCAAAAAACUCAAGACACAGAGGAGAGCUUGGAACUAAUUCCAUUUGUAAAGUGGCAAUGUGUACAGUAGUUUGCAGUUUGAAACUGUCAUCCAGUGUAUACUAUUAGGCUAAUGAACUGGAAUGCUCAGGUAAUGCGUGAAUAUUAAAAUAUGGAAUUAUAUUUGGUAGGAAAAUGGUCAAAUAUUUAAGACAAAAAUCAUCUGUAUAUUAUUGCUAUAUUUGCUGAUACCUGUUAACAAUAAGUGAUGUAAUAUAUGUAGCAUUAAAUACAGAGAAAAAACAUACACAAAAGAAUGUACAGGAAAAUACAUUUUAUUGAGUAAACUUAUUACAUUUCAUUUUUACUGUAGCAAUAUAUUUGUAGGAACAAUAUGUAAGGGCUUUAAAUACAAGAUGUCCAUUUUGCAAGUUAUUAGUAUUCCCUUCAAAUUCAAUUGUAGCCAGUUUUAUUUCUGCUGAGAUCUUAUUUUAAAAUAUAUUAUAUAUAUAUAUAAAUAUAUAUCAAUUUUCAGAGAUGGAUAUUUUCAAAACGUUUGAGAGCCUGAGGGAUUUUGGGAAGCAUUAACACAGUGGUUCAGAAUCCAUAACACAUGGUAGUAAAUGCAUUUUAAAAACAAUGCUACAUGGACCUUCAAUUGAAAUAGCUAAUCAGAUAGUUUGAUAUCUAUACAUGUUACAGGCAAUGUUUUAUAUACUCUUUAUCAGUAAAUCAAAAGGUUGCUGCUCACUUAGUAUCUACAAAAUGAAAUAGUUAACUUUUUCUUUAGAAAAGGGGACUUUUUAAAAACUAAUGCUUCAUUGUCUACCAUUUAGUCCUGUCUAAACUUGAUGAGCUAAUCUGAUUGGAGCUUACUAAAGAGGAUGUGUAAUCUUCUGGUAUUAUGUGUAGAUAUGUGUAUAGAAAAACAAAAUAAAAUACAACUCUUUAACUUC
Messenger RNA from Hemicordylus capensis (graceful crag lizard), 3965 nucleotides. It is a transcript of the gene GABRA1, whose product is annotated as gamma-aminobutyric acid type A receptor subunit alpha1. The record is from RefSeq and is a predicted model, not a curated record. Bases 575 to 1948 code for a protein of 457 amino acids. Gene Ontology annotation, biological process: synaptic transmission, GABAergic; nervous system process; monoatomic ion transmembrane transport. Gene Ontology annotation, cellular component: neuron projection; synapse; dendrite membrane. Gene Ontology annotation, molecular function: GABA-gated chloride ion channel activity; inhibitory extracellular ligand-gated monoatomic ion channel activity; benzodiazepine receptor activity. Lineage: Eukaryota; Metazoa; Chordata; Lepidosauria; Squamata; Cordylidae. The transcript is spliced from 10 exons.